AUGUCGUCGAACCUCGUCCACCACUCGGGGCGCCAGCCAGACGUGGCCCUAGUCAACGACGAUGACUUCCCUUACGAGCAAGACGUGCAACGCAACCCCGGAAACACCAAGCCAUGGCUGGCCUAUAUCGAGUUCAAGCUCCAGCACGGGACGCCGCGUGAGCAGGCUUUUAUCAUGGAGAGAGCCUGCCUCCAGCUCCCGCGAUCAUACAAACUCUGGAAGAUGUAUCUGAGGUUCAGGACGAAACAUGUCGCCAAGCUCAACGCCGCCAUCUGGGCUGCCGAAUACCGAAAAGUCGAUGCGUUGUUUGAGCGCGCGCUGAUCCUGCUAAACAAGAUGCCGCGCAUCUGGGAAAUGUAUCUCAAGUUCCUGAUGCAGCAGCCGCUCGUGACCCUCACCCGCCGUACCUUCGAUCGAGCGCUCCGGGCGCUUCCCAUAACCCAGCACAACAGGAUAUGGGCCCUCUUCCGGCCGUUUGCCAACUCGGCAGAAGGCGACACGGCCGUUAGGAUCUACCGGCGGUACAUGCAGGUCCAUCCCGAGGACGCCGAGGACUUCAUCGAGCUGUUGGUCCAGGUCGGCCUGUACACGGAAGCGGUGCACAAGUACAUCGACAUACUGAACAACCCGCGCUUCACAAGCAAGAAUGGCUGCGGUCACUACGAACUGUGGAGCGAUAUGGUGGACUUGCUUGUCGGGCAUGCCCCCGACAUUCAGACCGGCCAUGAGACGGGCAUCGACGUAGAGCGCAUCAUCCGGAGUGGCAUUCAGCGGUUUGCCGAUCAGAGAGGAAAGCUGUGGUGCGGGUUGGCGACAUACUGGAUCCGGCGUGGUAGCUUCGAACGAGCCAGGGACAUAUUCGAAGAGGGCAUCACAACGGUCAUGACGGUCCGAGACUUCACUCUCGUGUUCGACAACUACGCCGAGUUCGAGGAAUCCAUCACUGUAGUCCUGAUGGAGCAAGCUUCCACGAGGGCCGAAAAGGGCGUGGUGGAUGAAGCAGCCGACUUCGACCUGGAUAUCCGUAUGCAGCGGUUUGAGCAGCUCCUAGAUCGCCGCCAGUUCCUGCUGAACGAUGUUAUGCUCCGGCAAAACCCGAACAACGUCACGGAAUGGGAGAAGCGGGUCGGUCUAUGGGGCGAAAAUAAGCAGGAGGUGGUGCAGACAUAUACCGACGCCAUCGCCGCCAUCCAGCCCAAGAAGGCUGUUGGUCAAUUCCAUCAGCUGUGGGCGAAUUAUGCAAAGUUCUACGAGAGUGGUGGUGACAUACGGAAUGCCCGUGUCAUCAUGGAGAAGGCCGUCAAAGUGCCCUUCAAGUCAGUCGCCGAGCUCGCCGAUAUGUGGAUCGAAUGGGCUGAGAUGGAGCUCCGGAACCAGAACUUUGAUGAUGCGAUCAAGGUCAUGGCCAAGGCUGUCCAGGCGCCCAAGAGAUCGACAGUCGACUACUUUGACGAGACCUUGUCGCCACAACAGCGAGUCCACAAGAGCUGGAAGCUAUGGAGCUUCUACGUCGAUCUGGUGGAGAGCGUGAGCUCGCUCGAAGAGACCAAGAAGGUUUACGAGAGGAUAUUCGAGCUCCGCAUUGCUACUCCCCAGACCGUGGUGAACUACGCCAACCUCCUCGAGGAGCACAAAUACUUCGAGGAGUCUUUCAAGAUCUACGAACGGGGUCUUGAUCUCUUCAGCUACCCGGUCGCCUUUGAGCUCUGGAAUCUCUAUCUCACAAAGGCGACGGACCGCAAGAUUAGCAUCGAGCGGCUACGAGACCUCUACGAGCAGGCUGUCGAGGACUGCCCUCCCAAGUUCGCCAAGGUCAUCUACCUCAUGUAUGGCAGUCUCGAGGAGGAACGCGGACUCGCUCGCCACGCCAUGCGUAUAUACGAGCGCGCCACCCGCGCCGUGUCCGACGAGGACCGAGCAGACAUGUUCAACUUUUACAUUACAAAAUCCGCCUCCAACUUUGGCCUGCCGUCGACGCGUCCCAUAUACGAGAACGCCAUCGGCACGCUACCGGACAAGGAGGCUCGCGACAUGUGCCUGAAGUUCGCCGACAUGGAGAAGAGGCUGGGCGAAAUCGACCGCGCCCGCGCCAUCUACGGCCACGCCUCGCAGUUCUGCGACCCCCGUACCAACCCCGGCUUCUGGUCCAAGUGGGAGCAGUUCGAGGUGCAGCACGGCAACGAGGACACCUUCAAGGAGAUGCUCCGGAUCAAGCGGAGCGUGCAGGCCCAGUACAACACCGACGUCAACUUUAUUGCCUCGCAAGCGCUGGCCCGCAGCCAGAAGAUGCAGCAAAACGUCGGCGAGGACGUCGACCAGUAG
Messenger RNA from Lasiosphaeria miniovina, 2322 nucleotides. RefSeq lists its product as uncharacterized. The coding region runs from base 1 to 2322 and encodes 773 amino acids. Gene Ontology annotation, cellular component: Prp19 complex; U2-type catalytic step 2 spliceosome; post-mRNA release spliceosomal complex. Gene Ontology annotation, biological process: mRNA splicing, via spliceosome; generation of catalytic spliceosome for first transesterification step. Lineage: Eukaryota; Fungi; Ascomycota; Sordariomycetes; Sordariales; Lasiosphaeriaceae. Gene Ontology annotation, molecular function: protein binding. The record is from RefSeq and is a predicted model, not a curated record. The transcript has 3 exons.